Penicillium pulvis is the source of this 624-nucleotide messenger RNA. RefSeq lists its product as uncharacterized. The record is from RefSeq and is a predicted model, not a curated record. The transcript has a single exon. Bases 1 to 624 code for a protein of 207 amino acids. NCBI's taxonomy places the organism in Eukaryota, Fungi, Ascomycota, Eurotiomycetes, Eurotiales, Aspergillaceae.
AUGGAGAAAGCCUUGCAGGAUUAUCCUCGCAAGAAGACCAGAUGGGAGCUCAUUUUGGCUCUGACAUGUCUCGCCCAAGCUAUCUUUCUGACUGGCUACUUCUUUUCGAGCGCACAUGACCACCAUCAAACACCUGCUCUGCCGGGCCAACUCACCUCCUGGACUGAUUGCGGUCUCUCGCCCAGGGAAGCGAGGGCCCGUAACUGCCACUUUGACUCGAUGCUAUACGCGUGGAUCCCUGGCGAGUGUUUUCACCCAGAGCCAUUAGACGAGUACAGGCCCUUCAAAGAUCGCACCUGGUAUACGGAUGUCAAUCUUACGCAGCCAAUGAGCGAUGUCGAGAUUGAGGAACUGUCGGCAGGCAACAUGCCGAUCGCAUAUACGCACACCUAUCACCACGAACAUUGUCUUUACGCAAUGCGCAAGCUUGCCAUGGCCACCGAUAAGCGUUGGCUGCUGAUUGAUGGCAAAUCAGCUGACGUGCAUCACGCGACACACUGUGGCAAGCAAAUUGCUCAAUUUGUCAAGGGCACGAUCGAUCAAACUUUCAGUCCGGGGAGUGACCACCAUGCCAUGGCACGCUUGCAAUUCCCGGGGUGUGUGGCUAUGCCGUGGAGACUGUGA